Molecule: messenger RNA, 2406 nt
Organism: Trichobilharzia regenti
Lineage: Eukaryota; Metazoa; Platyhelminthes; Trematoda; Strigeidida; Schistosomatidae
Source: the annotation of a GenBank genome assembly
AUGCGUGAUGAUACAAGUCGUGAUAGUGGAUUAGUUCUUGACAUGACUAUGCCACCGACAUCACCACUUGAUGAACAAAACUGUGGUGGAUAUCUAAGUGGUAAUCUAGACUCCGAGCUGUUAUCACAAUUGACUCAAUCGACAACAUCACAACAUCAUCGUAUUUCAUCUUCUGGUCUUUUCGAUGAUAUACAACAUUCUGGGUGUUGUUCAAGAUAUUCACAAGAUGUUUUUCAUUCACCAUCAGAUGAUGGUUUUCUUUCAACACAUUCGGCAUCAGAAGAUCAAGAUCAUCACCCCAGUCAUCAUCAUCCACAUCCGCAUCAUCAGCAUUCUGUGUUCAUUACUAGUGGGGGUGGUGGUUGUGGUCAGACAAAUGUGGAUUGUUCAUCAUUGCCAAACUCGUAUGACUCAAAUUCUAUGAUGAAUAUGCUGAGCACAGGAAAUAACAAUAAUACUAAUAAUAAUCAAGAUAUGAAAAAUAUUCACAUGCAUUCAUUUCUAGACUCGAUUGCUUCACGAUCAGAUGGUUUACAGUCGACGAGUAGUAGUUAUUUACAACAUCAACAACUACAACAACAGCAAAGUAUCCUACAGUCUGGUCAUUUAAUGAAGCCUAUUCGACAAAAAAGUGGUGGUAGUAGUAGUACUGGUGGUUGGCCAUCAUCGUCAAGUUUUGCUGAUGAUAUUGGACAUCGGCAUAGUUCGCCUAUAUCCUCUCCAAUAUUAAUGAAUAAUAACAAUAAUACUAAUGCUAGUGCUAAUCGAUUUUCUUCAGUUGUUGGCACUUCGUUGGCAGGUGGUGGUGGUGGUGGACGUGUAAGUCAUCCAGCUGGUGUAGAUUUCAAUACAUCUGGACUAGCUAGUAGUGCUAGUAGUGGAUCUACAUGUGCUGGUACUUUCGGUGCGAUUGGAUCACGUGUAUUUCAUUCAAUGACAUCAGAAACGACAGGUCAAUCGGAUAAUAGUCAGUUAACUAGACCACAACAAUGUUCAGAAUGUUUAACUCAGGGUGGUGCUGCUGGUUCUGGUGCCUGUAGUGGUGGUGGUAGUAUGAGUGGUGGUCAUCAUAUGACGUCUUCAACUUCAUCUCCAAUACAAAUUGAUUCUGGUGCUACUGCAACUGGUAGCAGAACAAGCUCUAGGAUUUUCUCUUCUCAUUCAAUAAAUGAGAAUUUCUCAAAUUUACCACAAUCACCUAUUCUACUUUCGUCGCCGUUUAGUAAUCCAGGUUGUGAUCUAGAGCGGUUAACUCUACGCCGAGAAUUAGAUGAAAUUCGACAACGUUUAGAUUCGAAGGAAGGUGAAGUUGAAGUAUUGAAAAAGCAAAGAGAUUUUGUCGCAGAGCAUUUACGUGAUUCCCUUGGUGUUAUCCGUCAACUAUUUCAUUCAUUGAAUAUGUCAUCGACUGCAUCAACUGACCUAUUCAAACCUUUAUUUAUCGAUACAGAAACCAGUAUGAGUAGUGAUCAAAGUACUGGUGGUGGAUGUUGUCCGCAAAGUUUAUCCUCAGAAUCAAAUCCAUGCGAAAAAUUUAAAACAUGCAUGCAAAUGUCACCAAUGAUGAUGGUAACAAGUCCUAGUCCAAGUGGUCCUACUGAUUCAUUUAGUGCUGGUGGACGUAGUCAAUUACAGCAACAACAACAAGAAGCACUAACAGCACUGUUCACUAAUCCACUUGUAUCAGCUCUUUUAAACACUCAAACAGAUAUCAGUGGAAUAGAUGCUUCAAAGAUGAAAUCGGAAACACAGUUUCCUAAUUGGAAUCCAUUGGAGAAUUACCCGCUGGAACACCAGACAGCUGUGCAUAGAUCAUCUAAGCAAUUAUCGAAUAAUAAUGAUAAUGAUAAUAAUGAUAAUCCUCCUUAUUCACCAACAACUCGUCUUCAUACUGAUGAUUCUGAUGACGACGACGACGAUUUAUUCUCUGCCUCUGGCUUAUUAUCCUUGUCCAACCAAGAAUCGUGUGAAUUAGAACGGUCUACAACAACAGACACUAAUGAAGAGGAUAGCAAUGAUAAUAAUAAUAAUAACAAUAAUAGCAACACUGGAUCCACAACACACCACGACGAAGUGACGAAUACAAACGCCAACAACUCUGACGUCAUCUCAACCAGUUGUUGUGGUAAUGACGAAUCUUCUCCUUCUUCUUCUUCGACAACUGAACAAGCUGAACAAUCUUGUCCAGCUACUAGUACGACGACUUCUGCUUCUACUGCUACUGCUGUCGCCGCCGCUGCAAUCGCUGCCAGUACAUCAUUAUUGCAUAAUUUGUCUACAGAUAGUCAGCAGAAUAAUAAUAGUAAUAAUAAUGGUGACAAGAACAUAUGUCAGUCACCAUCAUCAUCACCGAAAACGUCUACUGCAAUUGAAGCCGACCAGUCUACUACUACUACUACUACAUAA